AUGCCUAAAACUGUAAAAUCACUAAAGACAACAUGUCAAGAUCUAUUAUCAAAAUACUUGGAUGCUCUGACUGAUGUUGGCUGUGUGCCCUAUUCAUUAAUAAAAUCUUCACUUGUUCAUGCAACUCCACAACAACUUUAUAGAAUUGAACGAGCCAAUCCAGAUAUCGUCUUAGAAUCAGAUGAAUUAUGGUUAAAACAUUGUUUGCAAUUUAAGGAUUUCCGAGAUGAAUACAAACAAGGAUUACAUGCUGAUGCAACACAAUGGAGACAGUUUUAUUUGAAACGAGUCGAAGAAAACGAAAAGAAAAAGGAAAUGAUUAAAAAUAAGAUUAAGAGUCAAUAUAACAAGAUUCAAAAUGAAAAAGAAAAGAGAUCUAUCAAAGUGUUGCAUGGACUUGUUUCUACUAAAGGAAAACGGACUUAUGAAUCAGCAAGACAAUCUACGAUGAGUAAAUUGUUUCAGCAAACAAAGAAAGAAACGGAUAAAAUCGUAACUAUUUAUAAUUCUUCAAUUAAACGACCUACUUCAAGGCCAACAUUUAUACGAGCACCAACAAAAUCUUAUGAAAGCAAUAAUAGAUUAUCAAAAAGGGCGAAGACCGAACAUCAGCCUUCUAAUAUUACUAAAAGAAGUGUUUCACAGGUUAAUUAUAACCUAUUUAAAGAGCUAUCUUGA
Cokeromyces recurvatus is the source of this 678-nucleotide messenger RNA. RefSeq names its product RNA polymerase II transcription factor SIII subunit A-domain-containing protein. The coding region runs from base 1 to 678 and encodes 225 amino acids. Gene Ontology annotation, cellular component: nucleus; elongin complex. NCBI's taxonomy places the organism in Eukaryota, Fungi, Mucoromycota, Mucoromycetes, Mucorales, Mucoraceae. Gene Ontology annotation, biological process: transcription elongation by RNA polymerase II. The record is from RefSeq and is a predicted model, not a curated record. The transcript has 9 exons.